AAAUUCUCAAACCGAUUAUGGUUCGGUCGGGAUUUUGACUGUACAGUACUUACAUCUUCUUCAUCUGACGAUAGCAAAAAUGACAAGCAAUCCCUAAUUUCGCCUCAAAAAUCCCAAAAAGCUUCGUUCUUUUUUAGUCAUCAUCUUCUUCUUUUCUUCUUCGUUGGUAGCUAAAUCGUAGAUGGCGACUUCUCUGGUCUCUCCUCUUACUUCACAGCUCAACCAUGAAGCUGUCUGUUCCAAGUCUGUGCUUCCCAAAUCACCGUUCAUGUCUGGAUCUAAGCUCUUUUCAUCGAACAUGCCUUGCUCUACUGUUCCUAGACGUACAAGGAUAUCACACUGCUUUGCUUCUGCUAAAGAUAUGAGCUUUGACCAUAUCCCUAAACAAUUUCGAGGAGACAAUCUCAAAGACGGAGUGAUGCAGAACUUCAAGACUGUACCGCAAUAUUUUUACGGGCUUAAUCCAGCUCAAAUGGAUAUGUUCAUGACGGAGGAUAGCCCUGUCCGUAGGCAAGCGGAAAAAGUUACAGAGGAAAGCAUCUCAUCUAGAAGAAAUUAUUUGGACAAUGGAGGAAUAUGGAGUAUGUCCGGUAUGAAUGCAGCAGACGCUAGAAGAUAUAGCAUGAGUGUCCAGAUGUACAGAGGUGGAGGUGGCGGGGGAGGAUCUGAAAGACCAAGAACUGCUCCUCCAGAUUUGCCUUCUUUGCUAUUGGACGCUCGGAUAUGCUACCUUGGAAUGCCAAUCGUACCUGCAGUUACUGAGUUACUCGUUGCUCAAUUUAUGUGGCUAGAUUAUGAUAACCCAACUAAGCCCAUCUACCUAUAUAUAAAUUCACCCGGGACCCAGAAUGAGAAGAUGGAAACUGUUGGAUCAGAAACAGAGGCCUAUGCCAUAGCUGAUACCAUCUCUUAUUGCAAAUCAGAUGUAUACACUAUCAAUUGUGGCAUGGCGUUUGGUCAAGCAGCAAUGCUUCUUUCUCUCGGGAAAAAAGGUUAUCGUGCCGUACAACCACAUUCAUCAACAAAAUUAUAUCUGCCAAAAGUAAACAGAUCGAGUGGAGCUGCCAUAGACAUGUGGAUAAAGGCCAAGGAACUUGAUGCAAAUACCGAGUACUACAUCGAGCUGUUAGCUAAGGGAACAGGGAAAUCCAAAGAGCAGAUCAACGAGGACAUCAAGCGACCUAAAUAUCUCCAAGCACAAGCAGCCAUUGACUAUGGAAUUGCAGACAAGAUAGCUGACUCGCAGGAUAGUUCCUUUGAGAAACGGGAUUACGAUGGGACUCUUGCCCAGAGAGCCAUGAGACCUGGAGGAGGCAGCCCAACAGCUCCAGCUGGACUAAGAUGAUCAAUUCCCAUUAAAAAAAAGGAGGUUGAAUCCCAAUUUCCUAGUUACUCUGGAAUAUGUAGCUCUUACAAUCUAUAAGCAAACACAUGUUGUAGUAACAUACAAGAAGUGUUGGCAAAAAGGGAAAAAAAAAACAUCAAAAGUUGUCUAGGUGGAAAGUUAUUUGUAUUAUACAUGUAUCUCUCUAGAUGCAAGUUUCUCACACUCUGAAAAAACCUAGUUUUGGGUUUUCGGGAUUUUCAGAAUUUUCAGAAAGAAGGGAAGAAUCGGUUGAGGUUGUAAGGCAA
This is a messenger RNA of Arabidopsis lyrata subsp. lyrata, 1632 nucleotides long. Its product is annotated as ATP-dependent Clp protease proteolytic subunit-related protein 1, chloroplastic. Lineage: Eukaryota; Viridiplantae; Streptophyta; Magnoliopsida; Brassicales; Brassicaceae. Gene Ontology annotation, biological process: protein quality control for misfolded or incompletely synthesized proteins. The transcript has 9 exons. Gene Ontology annotation, molecular function: ATP-dependent peptidase activity; serine-type endopeptidase activity; ATPase binding. The record is from RefSeq and is a predicted model, not a curated record. The coding region runs from base 182 to 1345 and encodes 387 amino acids. Gene Ontology annotation, cellular component: endopeptidase Clp complex.